UUUGAGGGCAAAACCAAAACCAAAACCAAAACCAAAAGAAAGGAACCAUCCGGAGGAAGAAAUCGCCAUGGUAGCUGCAUCAGUCAACCUCGCAAACAUGACAUGGACGUCUCUGAAUUCAAAUCCAGCACUCUCUUUCUCCAUGUUAAGGGGAAUUAAAAACUUCGGCAUAGUACCUUUCAGGAGAUGUUUGAAGCCGGCUGUUAUCGGAGUCGCGUCGUGGCCACCACAACGUUGUUCUUCUGUUAGGGCCAUGUCGUCAUCGUCUUCCCCAUUGGAGGAGACUGUUAAAACGACUGUGGCAGAGAACCCUGUCGUUGUUUACUCCAAAUCCUGGUGCUCAUACUCGUCUGAAGUGAAGUCGUUGUUCAAGAGUCUUCAAGUUGAGCCACUGGUUGUUGAAUUGGAUGAACUUGGUUCAGAGGGGUCACAGCUGCAGAAUGUGUUGGAGAAACUUACUGGACAAUACACUGUUCCCAAUGUUUUCAUCGGAGGCAAGCACAUUGGUGGCUGCUCAGAUACUUUGCAGCUGUACAAUAAAGGAGAGCUGGAGGCAAUUUUAGCUGAAGCCAAUGGGAAAACAGGUCAGAGCUAGAGAGAUUUAGAGAUUGAACUGUUUGGAGAUUUCUUCAUGUUUCCUUUUUGUUUGAUCAGAACCUCUGAAUAAAUGAUUGAAUACGUAAUGAUUUGGUGUUUGAAUUUAUUUGUCUAUAUAGAGAUUUUCAAUAAGAAUCUAUUUUGUUUCUA
Messenger RNA from Capsella rubella, 747 nucleotides. RefSeq names its product monothiol glutaredoxin-S12, chloroplastic. Gene Ontology annotation, biological process: cellular response to oxidative stress. Lineage: Eukaryota; Viridiplantae; Streptophyta; Magnoliopsida; Brassicales; Brassicaceae. Gene Ontology annotation, cellular component: cytoplasm. The transcript has 5 exons. The record is from RefSeq and is a predicted model, not a curated record. Gene Ontology annotation, molecular function: glutathione disulfide oxidoreductase activity. The coding region runs from base 68 to 595 and encodes 175 amino acids.